Molecule: messenger RNA, 1020 nt
Organism: Ceraceosorus guamensis
Lineage: Eukaryota; Fungi; Basidiomycota; Exobasidiomycetes; Ceraceosorales; Ceraceosoraceae
Product: Di-trans-poly-cis-decaprenylcistransferase
Exons: 4
Coding region: 1-1020 (339 amino acids)
Cellular component (GO): dehydrodolichyl diphosphate synthase complex; lipid droplet; membrane
Molecular function (GO): ditrans,polycis-polyprenyl diphosphate synthase [(2E,6E)-farnesyl diphosphate specific] activity
Source: RefSeq, a predicted model, not a curated record
AUGUCUCCGAGCGCAGUGGAGGUAGGGCGUGCAAACGCAAAGCCCGUCGCUAGGACGGCAUCAGCAGACACGAGCAGCCAAGCAGCAGCGGCAGCAGCAGCAGCAGCAGCAGCAGCAGCAUCUCAUGCCUCUUCAUCACCGUCACCGACAUCAUCGCCAUGGCACAGCCGCACCCUCUUAAUCAUCUGGGCAUUCCUCGGCCUCCUCUUGACUCCCCUUCAAGCGCUGAUCUACCUGCUUCGCAUUCCCUUGCGCAAAUUGCUGCUCCGCAUGCUCUCUCUCGGUCCCAUCCCGCGCCACAUGGCUUUCAUCAUGGAUGGCAAUCGACGCUGGGCAAAUUCUCAAAAGGUCCCGCUUCCCGUAAAACAGGGACACAUUUCGGGAUUCGGAGCGCUCAAGACCGUGCUGGAAGUGUGCUUGGAAUUGAGAGGCUUGGACACGGUCAGCGUGUACGCUUUCGCCAUUGAUAAUUUCAAGAGGGAACCGGAAGAGGUGGAGGCGCUCAUGAUGCUGGCAAAGAGAAACUUGAAAGAGCUUGCUGGGCACGGCGAGGUGUUGGCCAGACACUCGGUGCGCUUGCGCAUUGUUGGAAGGAGGGAACUCUUGCCGAUCGACGUGAGAGCGGCAGUGGAGAGCGUAGAGCGAAUGACGCUGGGUAAUAAGAGGGCAACGCUCAACGUUUGCAUACCCUACGCCUCGAGAGACGAAAUGGCAGGCGCUGUACGCUCGCUCGUCGACCACGCAUCGAGAGUGAGGCAGAACGACAUGGAGCCGCAAUGCACGCAGGAUGCGCUGCAGCAGAGAAUGUUGCUGGCUCAUAGUCCGCCCGUCGACGUCAUGGUGCGCACGUCGGGCGUCAAGAGGUUGAGCGAUUUCAUGCUCUGGCAAUCUUGCGAAGAGACGCAUCUGCACUUCACGGCUAGAUAUUGGCCGCUCUUUGGACUGAGGGAACUCAUACCCAUCAUACUGGACUAUCAGCGCGCAGAGUGGAGGAGAAGAUUGAUGAGCUGGGCCAGCUAA